AUGAUUUGGGCCCUACUGUGCAUCUCCGCUUUGGCAUUGUCGGCGGUGGGCACUGCACUGCUCGUCUUCAAGUUGUAUCGCGACUGGGACGUCCGUGCUUCCAGCGUCCAGUGGCUCUUUGCCAUCUUCUUCACGUACCAGUGCAUCGGUGCAGCAGCAAGGUUAAUCUACUUCGUCUGGCUCACAGUAUACACAACGCAAACAGCAGAUAAGAGCGACGACAUCGGAGGAAAAGCUUUGGUCGCAACGGAGCUGUAUCAACUAGGAACCAGCGCCGUCUUGAAGCUGGGGUACAGACAAAGUGACUGGGUUACCGCCGCCAUUAUCAUCGGCGACACGACCCACUUCGGCAUCGCUAUUUGGUUAUUUCUACUGGUUUACGAACUCUCAAAACUCGUCGCGGUCUCAAUGGACAGAGGAGAUCAACACGAGCGAGCCAAGAUCCGUCUGUACGCUUGGGUCGGUCACUUAUUCAUUAUGCUUUUCCUGGCUGCUGAGAUAACUCUAGCUAUCACUUUAAACGGCUACUCGCGCUACGCGUACAUCAUGAUAUUGAGCGUCUACGUUUUACAGAUCAUUGCGCUAGUUUACAUGAUCGCUACCGUGGUGGUUCUCAAAGCCAAAGGCCGUGAUUACGAGAAUGUACACGGAAGCUUUGUGGCUUCUCCACUGUACCGUCGACUCAAAUGGAUCAUGAUGAUCUACGCGUUGUUCGUCUUCCAGUUCCACUUCUCAUCUGUUGUCAUGUACGCCGCUCCAAGCAAGACAAUGCGAAUCACAAGUUUCGCUGGAGUAUCUUUCGUGCUGUAUUAUCUACGUGGAUUUGCUCUUUCUAUCGUCACUGGUUGCAGUCAACCAUGCGUCGUACGAAGCGUACGCUGCUGUCUACCUGACGAUAUCAAGGCAAGAUACAUGCAACAUCGAGACCGCGUCACGAUUCCUGGUGACUCGGAUAUACCCUACAUUAACCCAGUGUUCGUAUUUACCGACAUCGAGUCUUCAAGUGCGCUGUGGGGCAUUGACGACGGUCGUGUGAUGCAGGAAGCUACUCGAAUUCACGAUGAUAUUCUUCGAGGAUUAUUGGCUCCGUACCGCGGAUACGAGAUUACUACGGCCGGAGAUUCCUUCCAACUAGCGUUCCAUACAAUCCAAGAGGCUGUCGAGUAUUGUCUGGACGUCCAGCUGCACCUACUCAACGCGAAAUGGCCAAAACAUCUCGACGGACUGGUACCAGCAACCCGUAAAGUUCGGGCCAGCACUAGGAUGAUAUUUCGUGGACUCCGGAUACGUAUGGGGGUCCAUGACGCAGUGAGCUCGGAAGGACCGCUUGUCCGAGAUGUGCAUGCAGUUACCGGGAAGUUGACUUAUACCGGAGCUUCAGAAGUUAUUGCUAAUGAGGUUGGAGACUUGGGGACUGGAGGACAGAUCCUAGUCACCAAACGCAUUGCCGAGUGGCUCGUAGAGAAUCCAACGCAGCUUACGAUCAAAUUUGUGGUUGGACCUGUGGGUGAGUACGCCAUCCCGAGGCUGCACACGACGGUGGAGCUUUUUCAAGUCGUGCCGAAGUCACUUGCAGCGAGGUUGGAGAACUUUUAUCCCCAGCAUAUUGUAGAUAUCGAAGGAGAGGAUUUGCGACUUGGAGAUGAGAUUCAGACGCCCUACAUGCUCAUCCAGACACCAAUUGGAGACCGAAGUGCACUGUACGAUAUUAGUGAGGAACAUUCUUGUUGA
This is a messenger RNA of Phytophthora nicotianae INRA-310, 1731 nucleotides long. RefSeq lists its product as hypothetical. Gene Ontology annotation, biological process: cyclic nucleotide biosynthetic process; intracellular signal transduction. Bases 1 to 1731 code for a protein of 576 amino acids. The transcript has a single exon. NCBI's taxonomy places the organism in Eukaryota, Oomycota, Peronosporomycetes, Peronosporales, Peronosporaceae. The record is from RefSeq and is a predicted model, not a curated record.